CUUCCCCGUACUCUACCUCUUAUUUUCUCUCGUUUCCCUUCGUAAUUUCCCUGGAUGUGGCUCUCAACGACCACAGCACUAGUGCUAGUGCUCGCUUCCAUUCAGCUCAACACUUGCUACGCUCAACAGUCACAAGAACUCGAACGUCGCUUUUCUGUAGAUGGAGCUGUUGCAGAGGCGUAUGAUUAUGUUGUCGUUGGCGGUGGGCAGUCGGGGUUGGCUGUAGCUUCCCGACUUACGGAGGAUUCAUCAGUGUCAGUGUUGGUUAUUGAAGCCGGCGACAACGGGGACGCGCUCAGGAAGGAUAUUGACACUCCUUCUUCAACCUACUUCAAACCAAUCACUGGCACGAACAACGAUUGGCAAUAUCAGACGCUUCCUGAGAAUAACACCAAUAAUCGUAUUGUGUGGUGGCCUCGAGGAAAAGUAGUGGGAGGUACUUCUGCCAUGAACGCGAUGUACAUGGUACGACCUUCUCAGCUCGAAGUUGACGCGUGGGGUAAGGUGGCGGGGGAUUCAAAUAGAUGGGGUUGGAAUUCGCUUUUGGCCGGGAUGAAAAAGUCAGAAACGUUCACACCACCCCAGGAUGACGUGAAAAAUAUCGCCAAGAUUCAGUUUGACGCUAGUAGCCAUGGAACCAACGGGCCUAUUCAUACCAGCUACCCACCUUUUGGAUUCGUACAGUACGGCCAAUUCCUCGAUGCCAUGAACAAUGUAGGAAUCUGGAACAACCCCGACGCCAUGUCUGGCAAGAACUGGGGAGCGUGGACGACAGGCACUUUCAUUAACCCAGCAAACUGGACCCGUUCGUACUCCCGAACCGGUUAUAUUGACGUAUUGCCACAACGCGCCAAUCUCAACAUCAUCACCAGUUCCACCGUUACCAAGAUACUCUUCCGUUCUGAUAGUGACUCGACGGCUACCGGUGUAGAGUUCGCUCGGGGAAAGGAUGCGGCGAGACAGACGGUGAAGGCGAACCGAGAAGUUAUACUAUCAUCGGGGGCUAUCGGGACUCCACAUCUGUUGCUUCUCAGUGGGAUUGGACCGAAAGAUGUGUUGACCGCUGCUGGCGUCAAGGUUCAGGUUGACCUUCCGGGUGUGGGACAGCAUCUUCAAGAUCAUAUUACCAACUCGGUUACCUGGAACACAACCGUUGAUACAGCUGGGUCACUUUUCAAAAGUGGUACGAAAUCAGCAGAAUUCCUUGCUCACGUCAACUCUGGGGUUGCAUAUAUAAAUGCAACUUACCUCUUCGGCGACGCCGCCACGUUUCAAAAGCAGGUUGCUGACCAAUAUACCUCAUCAUUGUCGACAGCACUGCUCUCCCAAGAUCCUACGGUUGUUGAAGGCUACAAAACGAGAUACGAUGUCAUUUCCAAGCAGAUUAUUCCCAGUGAAGUUGGUUUAGUGGAGCUCUUGAUCAACUUGAUGGGUGAAACGACGACAUCCAUUGGCGUUGCCCUCCAACAUCCUCUGAGUCAAGGUCGCGUCUACAUCAACUCCUCUUCAGUCUUCGACCCUCCUCUUAUUCAGCCUAACUAUCUGGCUCACCCUGCUGGUUUGCAUUUUUUUGCUCGCUUUGGUUUUCCUCCUGAGGUUCUCCCAAUUGACAUCUUUUCUCCUCUAGACAUCGUUAUGCUCCGAGAAGGCCUCAAACUUGCCCGCAGACUUGGCUCGACCUCACCCUUCAACACUACCCUGCGCAACGAAACUUCUCCCGGAUCAAAUGUCCAGUCAGACGAAGACUGGGAUAAAUGGAUUGCUGCAACCACGUGGACGCAGUUCCACCCCGGCUGUACUGCUGCUAUGUUUCCAAAGAACCAAGGAGGUGUUGUUGAUACCUCUUUGAAGGUUUACGGAACGAACAAACUGCGUGUCGUCGACGGCUCCGUGUUUCCGUUCCUUUUCUCUACACAUCUGGGUGCUCCAACAUACGGUGUAGCAGAAAUCGGGUCGACUAUCGUCGCAUCUGCAAAGAACUCAGCCGUGUCCUCCAUACCAAAAGGCUCGUGGUCGUGGUUAGGUCUGUUCGCAUUCAUUGGCAUUGUAAUGUCCGCGUAGACUUGAGCUACUUUUCUGUUGUUUCCCUCCCCCCCUCCCCUAUUCCCAUCUCACUUUGCUCGAUCUUUACAACAGAUCUCUUUCAUGGACUGCCCUCAUCAAAAGGACAAUAAUUGAUUUAUCGGUCGCCACCACCGGAGACUUUAAAAAAAUACCACAUACUCGGACUGGCAUGACGUUCGUUUUAGAUAUUUGGACUAUGACCCUUUUGAAAUCUAUUAAUCUUCCACUCGAAGCAUCAAAUUUGAAUACUCAUCCCUCAUCCAUCGACUUGUGUAAACGGACAGGUCCUAUUUUUCUUUUUUUUUUUUCUGCUUCUUUCUUCAUGGAGAACUUUUCCGAAAACGAUGUAAAUCACGACAUUUUCUUCCCUUUCUGCGUUCGUGAUUUAUUUAUUUUUUGUCCGUAAUGGUAUUGUUUACUGGAGUUGUUUUUGCAAGUACCGUACAUGUGAUGUCUUGGUUGAAUGGAUUUUUGGUGUGAGACGAAAAGAAAGGCGG
This is a messenger RNA of Marasmius oreades (fairy-ring Marasmius), 2561 nucleotides long. RefSeq lists its product as uncharacterized. The coding region runs from base 55 to 2061 and encodes 668 amino acids. The record is from RefSeq and is a predicted model, not a curated record. Lineage: Eukaryota; Fungi; Basidiomycota; Agaricomycetes; Agaricales; Marasmiaceae. The transcript has 8 exons. Gene Ontology annotation, molecular function: oxidoreductase activity, acting on CH-OH group of donors; flavin adenine dinucleotide binding.